This is a messenger RNA of Rosa rugosa (rugosa rose), 810 nucleotides long. RefSeq lists its product as uncharacterized. The coding region runs from base 1 to 684 and encodes 227 amino acids. NCBI's taxonomy places the organism in Eukaryota, Viridiplantae, Streptophyta, Magnoliopsida, Rosales, Rosaceae. The record is from RefSeq and is a predicted model, not a curated record. The transcript has 4 exons.
AUGACACGAGAAGAGUCUUUGCUGAUCAUAAAAAACUAUGCGGAAAAAAUUGAAAUUUUUUUGGACACACACACUAGGGCCGUUAAAACUCCACCGGCCAACCCGAGACUCCAUACCCGACCCGAAUAUACAAACAGUACCCAGAGUGCACCGAAAGAGGAACUAAAUCCCCAAAGCAAAGCUGAUUGUCAUCUUCAUUCAGCUCUACAAUCCCCUCAGUCAGGAGAAAGAGAGUUGGUGAUCGGAGCAAAUGGGAGGAGGCGAGCAUGCACACGGCGAGGGGGCCCACGGCGGAGACUUCAGGGCGAAGGUGUGGAGCAUGAGCGGUGGGCCCUACUGCAGGCCCAAGCACUGGAAGCGCAACACGGCGUUCGCCAUGUUCGGAGUCUUCCUCAUCUGCAUUCCCAUCGCCAUGAAAUCCGCCGAGCUCGAGAGGCUAAGCAUAGAAAAUUACUACUGAAUGUUGGUGGACCAGACAUGGUAUCCUGUGUUCAAAUGGCUGGGACGGUUGCUGAUAUAAGGGGAUUCAACCUCUCAUUAAUUAAAUCUGUAUCUGCAUCAUCGGUUGAUCAUGUAGUUGUGUCUCCUGCUGACAUAUCCAUGGAUAUAUCUAAGCUAGUUCAGACGCUUGGUAUUUCUCCAAUUUCAUUUGGAGAUUGUGUCGGAUUGACGGUUGAAUUGUGACGGGUGACCAAGUCUUGAUGCCAUGAACUCAUGAAGGUCUUGUAAAUUGCUUCAUUAUCGUAAUACUGAGGAAUACUCAUCAAUUUCACCCAUACUUAUUGAUUGGCGUAAAAAUGUUGUUAAAAA